GAGACACCAACAAAUGGAACACAAAUUAACUUAAGCCUACAGGAGGCUGGUGACACCUGAAAGAGGGCACAAGAGCUUAGAAACAUAAAGACUCAAUAUGGGGGAAAAGAAGGCAGAACCAUUGGACUUUGUGAAGGAUUUUCAGGAAUAUCUUACACAGCAAACUCAACAUGUGAAUAUGAUUUCUGGAUCAGUUACUGGUGACAAGGAGGUAGAGACUCUCCAGGGAGCUGGGACAGAAGGUGAUCAGAAUGGUCUGGAUCAUCCUUCUGUUGAAGUUUCACUGGAUGAAAACUCAGGAAUGUUGGUGGAUGGGCUGGAAAGGACAUUUGAUGGGAAGUUAAAGUGUCGGUACUGCAACUAUGCCAGCAAAGGAACAGCAAGGCUCAUAGAACACAUUAGAAUUCACACAGGUGAGAAGCCCCACAGGUGCCACUUGUGCCCCUUUGCCUCGGCCUAUGAGCGUCACUUGGAGGCUCACAUGCGCUCCCACACCGGGGAGAAGCCCUACAAGUGUGAGCUCUGCUCCUUCCGCUGCAGUGACAGGAGCAACUUGUCCCACCACCGCCGGCGCAAGCACAAAAUGGUGCCCAUCAAGGGCACGAGGUCUUCCCUGGGCAGCAAGAAGAUGUGGGGGGUCUUGCAGAAGAAGACCAGCAACUUGGGGUACAGCAGGAGAGCGUUAAUUAAUUUGAGUCCACCAUCCAUGGUGGUGCAGAAACCAGACUACCUUAAUGAUUUCACUCAUGAAAUCCCCAAUAUCCAGACUGAAACCUAUGAGAGCAUGGCAAAGACAAACCAGAGUGGUGGGUUGCCAAGAGAUCCACAAGACCUCAUGGUGGACAAUCCUUUAAACCAGCUCUCCACCUUGGCUGGGCAGUUGUCCAGUUUGCCACCGGAGAACCAAAAUCCAUCCUCUCCCGAUGUUGUGUCCUGUCAGGAUGAAAAGCCUUUCCUGAUCCAGCAGCCUGCUGCACCUGCAGUGGUGUCAGCUGUGUCAGCAAGUAUCCCCCAGAAUUCCUCUCCCACCAGCCCAGAUCCUCGGCCUGCACACAGUCAAAGGAACUACAGCCCCGUGGCAGGUCCCAGCAGCGAUCGCAGCGCCCACACCAGUACUCCCAGUAUAAGUAACAGUCAGCCAAGUACUCCAGCUCCAACCCUCCCAGUUCAGGACCCUCAGCUUCUGCACCACUGCCCACACUGUGACAUGUAUUUUGCGGACAAUAUCCUUUAUACCAUCCAUAUGGGAUGCCAUGGAUUUGAGAAUCCUUUCCAGUGCAACAUCUGUGGGUGUAAGUGUAAAAAUAAGUACGACUUUGCCUGCCAUUUUGCAAGAGGCCAACAUAAUCAACAUUGACUGAGCACAUGCUUUCCUUUAGGUUUUUUUUAACAUAUUACAGUCUAUUUUUCCUACUUGCUGAUGGAAAGCUUGCACAUUCCCAUAAGGAAUCUUCACGUGAAUCAAUUCGAUAAAGGAGGCAAAUGCAUUUCUGUGUUGUUGUAAAACUUGCCAGGGAAAUUUUGUAUGAGAUGUGGCUGUUAUUUUAUAUGUAGCUUUUCAAAAAUGCCCAGAGUGCUGUAAGGAUUGGAGUGCAUUUCUAUGCUUUGGUUGCUAAAUUUAUGUGCUUGCACUUUGUCCCAACAAACAUUCUGCAGAUGGA
Acanthisitta chloris (rifleman) is the source of this 1661-nucleotide messenger RNA. It is a transcript of the gene IKZF5, whose product is annotated as IKAROS family zinc finger 5 (Pegasus). Gene Ontology annotation, biological process: regulation of transcription by RNA polymerase II. NCBI's taxonomy places the organism in Eukaryota, Metazoa, Chordata, Aves, Passeriformes, Acanthisittidae. The record is from RefSeq and is a predicted model, not a curated record. Gene Ontology annotation, cellular component: nucleus. Bases 98 to 1357 code for a protein of 419 amino acids. The transcript is spliced from 4 exons. Gene Ontology annotation, molecular function: RNA polymerase II transcription regulatory region sequence-specific DNA binding; DNA-binding transcription factor activity, RNA polymerase II-specific.